This is a messenger RNA of Fundulus heteroclitus (mummichog), 1310 nucleotides long. RefSeq lists its product as uncharacterized. The record is from RefSeq and is a predicted model, not a curated record. Gene Ontology annotation, molecular function: interleukin-1 receptor activity. The transcript is spliced from 8 exons. Lineage: Eukaryota; Metazoa; Chordata; Actinopteri; Cyprinodontiformes; Fundulidae. The coding region runs from base 207 to 1310 and encodes 367 amino acids.
AACCCAAGGCGCGUUCAGGAGCGUUCAGGAAGAUCCGCCGGACUUAUGCAAUUUAUUGUUGAUCGGGUAUGUGGACUGUAGCCUGAAAAACCAAUAUGAAUAGGUCGAAAGAAUCAUUGGCAUGUAGGCUACCUGUGAAGAAUAGAAAGUUUGCCGAGCGCCUGGCUCGCUAAAAGAAACAAAAGUAAAAGCAGUGCCGUGAUCAAAUGCAACUACCGGGACAACCUGCGCCCAUUUCUUCUGUAGCUAUAAAUGCAAAGGACAGAAGUAGGAGGGGGAAGGAUUUCCAAGAUACAGUCAACCCAAGCAACACAUCGGAGUCAAUCCCGAUCAGAAUGAUGGUGAACGUCCUGCUGUCGCUCCUACCAUUACUGACAGGAGUAUGUUCGCUGAGGCGCUUAUCCAUCAGGGCAGGCGAGAUGGUGGUGCUGCGCUGCCCAGAGAAAAAUCAUGAUAACACACAUCUUUUAUGGACCAGCCAUGCCAGACAGAAGAUGAAUCUGACAAAAAGUCUGUCGACACAAUCAGAUGAUCUGAGUCAGAUGGAUGUGCUGCUUCAGGGACGCAGCCUUGUGAUUCUCAGGGCCUCUGUGAGCCAUCAGGGGAACUAUUCGUGCUCGGUUAGGAAUGCCAGCAGCCAGUCAUGGUUCAGUCUGACUGUGUACGAACCACACUCCAAGGAGUAUGAAGAGAGGAAUCGGUAUUCUACAACAUGCUACACACAAGAGUCCUGCACACUGUAUUGUCCUACGGCCAACAUCCCAGCUAAGGACACUCCUAAUAUCACAAGCAGAGGGAUUACAUGGCACAAGGAGGGUGAGACAUCAACAACAUCGAAUAACUUCCCAAGUGUGGUGGGAAAGGAGGGUGGCAUCUAUACGUGCAUCAGAUCUUUCUUAUAUAACAGUCAUAUUUAUAAUAUGAGCUUCAGAGUGGUGCUGGACAUCAAGCCAAGCAAACAUGGACAGUCCAAGAUCCUCUCACCGCAGCAAAAUGAUGUGUUCCUCAUAGAUCUAGGGUCAACGGUGGUGAUUGAGUGCAAAGCUGUUAUGUAUUCGGACUUUGACGAGGUGUUUUGGCUAAGUCAGGAUGCAUUCGUAGAUACUAACGAGAGCCUACCUGUUUUCUACAAUUCUUCAAGAACCAAAUAUAUGGAUGAAAUAAAUAUGACAGCCUCUUUAGUCUUCAGAGACGUGUCGGAGGAGGAUCUGUUGAAGAAAUACACCUGUAAACUGGAAUCUGAUCACCAACGCUCAAGCUUUAUCACCAUCUCUCUGGCUGAAAAAGUAACAAUCAGAAGGCAUACAUGA